Notothenia coriiceps (black rockcod) is the source of this 3999-nucleotide messenger RNA. RefSeq names its product MAP7 domain containing 2b (gene map7d2b). Gene Ontology annotation, biological process: microtubule cytoskeleton organization. Lineage: Eukaryota; Metazoa; Chordata; Actinopteri; Perciformes; Nototheniidae. The transcript is spliced from 13 exons. The record is from RefSeq and is a predicted model, not a curated record. Gene Ontology annotation, cellular component: microtubule cytoskeleton. Bases 125 to 1474 code for a protein of 449 amino acids.
UGCGUGGGGAGGACCCCCUGAUGGAGUGGAGGGUAACCCUAAGACCCCGCCCUGCAAUGCCAUUGGCUCCACUCAGCCCAAUGAGCUUCCUGCUGCAUCCAACGCCAACCAAUCCCGUAACGGGAUGGAUCAGAUCAUCAACAAACAGCUCUCCAACUCUUCAGCUGCCCUCCAUUCACCAGAGAGAGCUUCCCCAAACAACCACAGACCGCACAGAAGUUCCUCCAACCGCAGGAGCAUCGCUGGAAUGCCUGAAGAGACCAAAGCCAAAACACCCACGGGGGAUAACUCAAACAUUCCCAACCGCAGUUCUUCUUUCAGGGCCAACAGCAAGGGCCCCGCUACACCGAAACGGGUGAGGUCCAACAGGAGUCGCGCCCAGUCUCCCUGCUCCCCUGGCCAGUACCCCCCCUCCCCGCUCCGGCAGAGGGCCACCACCCCCGGCACUGAUGACAGGGGUCACAUUGAGGGGAAGGGUCACACCACCCUGGAGAGGAAAUCGAACAAAUCUGAAACUUCUGAGAAAAGGAUCCCUAAAUCCACCAGCAAAGAACUGAACGCAGAGUCUCCGAGCACGCCCACGGGGCGGAGCGUUGGAGGGACGACAGACGCUGAGGAGGCGUCCCGGCUGCUGGCAGAGAGACGCCGUCUGGCCCGGAUACAGAAGGAGCAGGAGGAGAAGCAGCGGCAGGAGGAUGAGAGGCUGAGGGCGGAGGAGGAGCAGAGGAGGCAGCAGGAGGAGAGAGAGAGGCAGGAGCGAGCUGCAGUGCAGGCGGAGGAGGACAGAGUGAAGCGGGAGGAGGAGAAGAGGAACAGGGAGGAUGAGGAGAGACGGCAGAAGGAGCAGAGAUGGAAGGACAUGCAGGAUCAGCUGGACAAAGAGAGGGAGGAGGCCUGCCUGCGAGCACAGAAGGAGGCGGAGAGGAAGAGGCAGGAGAGAGAGCUGCUGCACCUGCAGGAGGAGCAGGAGAGGCUGCAGAGGAAGAAGAGAAUUGAGGAGAUCAUGAAGAGGACGAGGAAGAGUGACGUGGAGCCUCUGUCUGGUGCUGCAGUGACUGACCUGAGGCCCGUGGCUGGGGUCCCCUCAGAGGAGGACGCCCCAACUCCAGCUGAGGCCCCCCUCAUCAUGCUGGGACCCCUGGAGAACAAGAGCUUUGUGGACGAGCUGUCUGAUGGAGUCCAGUCCAUGGACGUCAGUUCUCCAUCUGUCUCCAUCAGUCCGGUGUCUAGGGACGAGCAGCCGAGCGUUCAUGAGUUCUCCCCGCUCACAGAGGGGGGGGACCUGAUGAUGGACCUGGAGGCUCACGGCCGAGCCCAGCUGCAGGGAGCCGAGACAGCCCCCUACCCUAAACUGCAGGUGGGCAGCGGGGUGGGGGACCUGAACAAGAAUCUGCUGAUCCAGGCGUACAGCGCCUCCUCCGAGUCCUCGCAGCUCAUCCACAGCCUCGGCCCCAGCAAGCUGGACGUCCAGUAGCCAGGACCUUCUCAGGAGCUGGCAUGCUGGACAGAAACAGGAGGAACAGACCAAAAGAGCGUCGCUUCUGUCUGCAACAUCACCAACAAUCAACAUUUCCACAAAGAACAAAUGCUGAACAACUAAUUUCACAUCUGUAUUACCAAACAACGCAUAACAGUGGAGCUUCUGGCAAAACAUUUGAGGCAGUGCAAAUGGGCAAUUCUGACUCUUAAAAACACAACACAGUUUGACGAAAUCAUGCAAAUAAAGUGAAAUAUAUCAAGAAAUGAAUACGAUUAUGUAACAGAGAAAGAAGUGGGAUCAGCAUUCUUGCAUGUCAAAUAAAAAAGGUUGAGUUUGGGAAAGUAAAAACACUGUUAACUAAAGAAACUCGCUACACACUCUGUUAUAAAACCUACUGUAAAGGCAUGAGUCUGGGAAUGUUUUAGUUCAAAGUCAGCUCUAAUCUGCAGACUUCAAUUAAGCUUUAGUUUACAGAUUACAUCUCCUGAAAUUCCCAGACAUUCCACAUCAUCUUGCCAUCAUUUCAUCUGUUGAAGCCAGUAUUGCCCAGCUGCACUGCCACAAAAUAACACUCGAGUAUCACCUGCUUUAAUAUCUCAUCCUUGCUUUUGUAAAACUGUAAAUAGACCCAGCUGGGUGGACGAGCGGCUCUAUAGCAGCAGUUUAUCUGGAGGGGAAGCUGUAAAAAAAUCCUGUGAAUUCUGUGUAGCAUCUUCAGUGAGGACUAGCUAGUUGAGCUGUUAAUGGUUGUAGCCGUGUUGAACAGUGUGUGGGAAUUUAUGUCCGAUGGUUUAUGUGUGUGUUUAUCUCACCUCUGCUCACAGCGACUUCUAUAAAAUCCUAGUCUGCUGUAGAUUUCCUGUCACCCCGACACAGGAUAAAAAACAUUAUAACCCCCGCUGUUGACCCUUAAUCACACUUAGCCUGUCGCUUAGGUUUCUCUGCUGCCUCGUGGACGUUUUGCGGACAAUCCACAGCAAAAACAUGAAGAAGCGGGAAAAAAAAUAAAAAAGUCCUGUAUUUUUAUCUGCAGGUCGGGAAAACGUUGACACAGUGUGUUGUGUAUUUGUCUGGCACUGACUGUAACCACGCAAGCUGCAGUUAAUAAUGUGCACUUACAGUAGUUGUGUGUUCCACUGCUCUGAAGACGCUUGUAUCUACACCUCAGCUCACCUCCCCACCCCCGAAACUUAAAUAUACCUCACCAAUUCAGAAGUCUGGUGUCUCAUCACCUCUGAGGCCUUACACCUCUGUGAAGUAAAACUAACCCGCCCUCUGCGCUCUGCCUUCAGGCUGUGUUUCAUUCAGCAUGUGCAUUUUUGCCAUUUUUUACUGUAACAUCUUGAAAGAAGAGAAACAAGAACUACACAUUUCCCUUGAGUCUGUGUAUGAGUUUCAGCUGCAUCUUAUAACGCAGAUCUGCAGGGCAAAGCAUGCAACUUUCCAGGGGCCACAGAAUCUCAAGGGCCACAUAAGGUUUCAUGUGUACAUGAUCAGGUCCACAGUCAUGAUUGAUUGUAGAAGGACUGAGGUAAUCAUUUCAAACUCCCCUCUGUAGAACUUUAAAAAAAUGGCCAACAAAACUCUGUGCAAUUGUUUGUGUAUUUAAGGAAAUAUUUUUUUUUCUGUACAUUUGUUCUCACUAUAUUAUUUCCAUAUGCCAGGUAUGUCAUUCUGGUGAAGAACACAGAAUUCCCUAAAGGCACCAAUUAAAUUGUACAAUUUCUGCAUAUUAACGACAAAUAACUUUCAAUUUUAUCUAUUCAAAUAUUUUGUUUUUCUUCCUCCAUUAUGGACUGACUUCAUUUUUAUAUUUUUGUUGAACAAUACUUCAACAUGCCACCAAUUCAAUUAUCUAAGUAUUUUGGCAAAAUCACAUUCUUUUUCUAAUUUUGUAAACUUUUCAUGCCAUUAUAAAUCUACGUCACUUCCAGACAUAUUAGAGAACAUCACUUUUUUUUAUUUACAUUUAUAACGUGACCCAUUUAUGCAUAUUUUUUGAUAGAUCUGUUACAUUGAAGGGAAAGAGUAAGCUGAUGUUUCGCUGAGUUUCUUUUUUGCCUCUGUAGGUUAAUUCAACCAUGGCUAAAAAUAAUGAUCACUGUCACAGGAACUUUUUGUUGGGUGGCAAAAGUAAAAUAGAGAAAGCUUUUGAUCCAGGUGCAAAGCAUUUUGUUAAAAAUACCCUUUGUUGCAGAAAAACGUCUUUACUGCUCAUAUAAGGUGCCACAUUGAGGGGACAAAUUGUAAAGCUGUCACUGCUGCAACCUUCAGCACUUUGUUUUAUGUUUUCACUCUUCUGCUGGCAUCCCUCUCUCCACUUUAACUCUUUAUUCCUCCAGAUUCUGCUGAAGCUCAUUGUAAGAGGGUCUCCGGGGUCCCUGUGUAUAUGAAGUAAAGGACAUAAUGUUUAUCCUAAUAUUACUUAACUCUGUGACACUGCAGCUUGGUGGAAUAUAUCAUUGUAGAUGUGGUGCAUGGAAAACUGCUGAAAUGAACAAUAAACUUCAUCAAGCCUA